Messenger RNA from Paramecium pentaurelia, 709 nucleotides. NCBI's taxonomy places the organism in Eukaryota, Ciliophora, Oligohymenophorea, Peniculida, Parameciidae. The record is from the annotation of a GenBank genome assembly.
AUGACCUUGGAUAAUUAUAUGAAAGGUGAUUAAAUUGAAUCCAUAACUUCUGAAAUUUCUUAGGGUAUGGAAUAGGAUUCUAAUCAUCCAUAAAUAUAUGAUGAUAGUGAAUAAUUUUAAUUAUUCUAACAUAAAGAUAUGGGAGAUUUGAGUGAUACCUUAGAAAAAGAAUAUAACUCAUAAAAUAUUGAAAAUGAAUUUUCUUUUACAAAUGGAUAAUAAUAUUAUAAAUAAAAUAGUCUAUCAUCAUAGAACUCCUCAUCAAAAACCAAAUAUGAUCUAUAAGAAAAAGAUGAUGAAAGUUAAUCAAGUAGAAAAAAAUUGAUAAAAAAAGUAUUCUAUUUAAAUAAAUUUUCAGUAAAAAAUAUAGACAGCCCUUCCUGGAGAAAGCAAAAACUUACACAAAUGUUAUGGAAGAUAAUUAUAAUUAUUCAUAAAGAAUUUUUGUAAUAAGACAAAUAACCUUAUAGUGAAAGAGAAUCAAGAUAUUAUGUAGUUUUUAUAAAUUCCAGGGGAUAAAAUAGGAAAAUUUGAAUUAAAUUAGAUUCUAAAUUCUCCAUUAGGGAAGAUAAUCUCUAAGGAAUUUUUUGGAUAAUGUUUAUGGAAAUAUAAUGUUGUCAAAGAAUCAAAGACUAGUGUCUCAUCUCUUUUCAGACACAACAUUGAACCUUUUUGGGAAGUUAACAAAAAAAAGAAAUUAGCAAUGUGA